GAUAGCCGUGGACAAUGCCGAACGAUUGCGCGACAUGGAUGCGAAUGUGUUGCCCGUUCUGCUGCGACUCCAACAGCUGACCAGCCUCAAUCUUUGCGUCAUUCUUCUGUCCCAACUUCCCUUUGAGAAGUUCUACAACAAGACGGGUCUGACGGAAGUCAUUAGUCUGCAUUUUGCCCAGUAUAACAAGGCAGAGACCCAGCGCAUUCUCAGCUCGUACUUUUUCCAGGUGCGCGGGCAGCUGCUCAAGUAAUUUUCGAAGGAUGCC
Drosophila subobscura is the source of this 268-nucleotide messenger RNA. Its product is annotated as origin recognition complex subunit 5-like. Gene Ontology annotation, molecular function: DNA replication origin binding. The transcript has a single exon. The record is from RefSeq and is a predicted model, not a curated record. Gene Ontology annotation, biological process: DNA replication; DNA replication initiation. Gene Ontology annotation, cellular component: nuclear origin of replication recognition complex; nucleus. Lineage: Eukaryota; Metazoa; Arthropoda; Insecta; Diptera; Drosophilidae. Bases 35 to 253 code for a protein of 72 amino acids.